Molecule: messenger RNA, 279 nt
Organism: Arabis nemorensis
Lineage: Eukaryota; Viridiplantae; Streptophyta; Magnoliopsida; Brassicales; Brassicaceae
Source: the annotation of a GenBank genome assembly
AUGUCUAACGGGAGAUCAAGACAAUCUUCAAGUGCUUCAAGGAUCUCCGAUGAUCAAAUGAUUGACCUUGUAACUAAGCUCCGGCAGAUUUUGCCGGAGAUUGGCCAACGACGUCGUUCUGAUAAGAUUUCAGCCUCGAAAGUGCUGCAAGAGACAUGCAACUACAUAAGAAACUUGAAUCGAGAAGUUGAUAAUCUCAGCGAGCGUUUGUCUCAGCUUCUCGAAUCCGUUGAUGAAGAUAGCCCUGAAGCAGCCGUUAUUAGAAGCCUACUUAUGUAA